UCGGUUUUUUUUUUGGCUCCCCUGGGUCGAACGCCGAACUCGUGAGUCACACCAUUGAUACAGGCGUACGUGACCUUCCAUUUUCGUAUGAAUCAACAUGUAAUAACAAGACGAUCCUGUGUUAAUGAACGAGUUCGAGUCAACCAAAUGGAGAAGACGACGUCCCGGAGUAGCUCGAUUACCGAUUUGGACGGUGACUCACUGGCUCACUGUGCCAGCUACCUUAGCCUCCAAGACCUCUCCAACAUGGCCAUGUCCUCCCGUUCCCUCAGACGCCUCGCUUACUCCGAUUCCAUCUGGCAACGCGUGUUCAGGGAUCAUUGGCCACAAGAAGUAUCGUCCAUCUCACCUCAGACAGGAAUUAGGGAAGCAUAUUUAGCCAGGCGUACGGCAAUGCUGCAGUUCAAAUAUCUCGAUCCUUUCGUUGCUGACUUUUUUACGGAUUCAAGACCUUGUGAUCAUAUUCUCCUGGAAAAUAAUGACAUUAUCUUCUCCCAGGGUUCCUUUGUGCAUAUGGUGAACAUCGACAGAUUUUUAGGUGGAAAUAGUUCGUUUGUCACACUAAGUGAUCAUAAAGCAAGAAUUACUGGCAUGAGAUUGUUUCCGCUUAAAGAAACUUCUUUAUUUCGAGGUGAGGCGCAACAAAUGGAGAAUGUUUUAGUGACCUCAAGCUGUGAUCACUCCAUUCGUUUAUGGUGGAAGGGUUUGUGCCAACGAUGUUUUAGAGGUCAUAAUGGCCCAGUGACUGCCUUGUCAGAUAAGUUAUUAGGUGAAGAUAGUGACAAGGUUUUGGGUAGUGGUGGUGAAGAUGGUACUGUUCGCCUUUGGUCACUCGGAUCAAGUGGAAAACGUGGCCGGCAUGCUUUGAAGGCUACUCUCUAUGGACAUGAGAAACCUGUCAAACUGAUGUCGGUUGCCAGACACAAAACUUCCCUUCUGGUGACCAUUUCAAAAGAUUCCAAGGUUCGGGUUUGGGAUACAAGUACCUCAUCUGCUGUUCGUUCUUCAUGCUGUGUGGGGAUGACAUCUGUGACUGGUGUACCAGUGGAUAUGAAGUGUCAUGAGUCAUUGCUUUAUGUUGCUGCUGGUUCAUCAGUUGUGACCGUUGAUUUAAGGACGAUGCAGAAAGUUGUUACUGCAGCAGUCUAUCAACCUAAGUUGUGCUCUUUUGCAAUUAUGCCCUCAAAAUCCUUGAUCUGCACUGGUGGAAAUAGCAAAGCCAUGCUUUGGGAUAUUCGGAAAAACCAAGAUAAACUGAAACCAGAACAAGUAGCCGAGCUGGAUGGACAUACAGGACCUGUGACGCUUUUGCACAUGGAUUCAAACAAAAUAGUAACUGGAGGGCCCGAUGACGUUUGUACUAAUGUUUGGGAGGCUGACACUGGUAGACUGACAAACUCCCUCCUUUGCUUUUUUCUGGGGGAAGCAAGUGUUGGUGGUGGUUGUACAUCCAUGGCUGUAAGUGGAAGUAGAAUUGUGACUGCUAGCUCAAGCAUUGCUGAAGAAAAUGGACUCUUACGCUACAGAGAUUUCUCCAAUGCUAGUUGUCCUGUUUUAAGUUCUGAAGAUGAGCAUGAUUCCAAGUUUUGGAAUCCACGGUCUUACAGCGACCCCGAUAGCUCAGAUUACUGAAUAUGGUGUUUGUAUUAUUGUAUAAACAAGCAUGACCUUCUGUAAUAAUAUCUUAUUUUCUUCUGUGUUUCAUUCAUUUCAAAACAAUUGUCAAUAAGAGAGGAGAAAGUAGUAACA
Messenger RNA from Tripterygium wilfordii, 1749 nucleotides. RefSeq lists its product as uncharacterized. Lineage: Eukaryota; Viridiplantae; Streptophyta; Magnoliopsida; Celastrales; Celastraceae. The transcript has 8 exons. The record is from RefSeq and is a predicted model, not a curated record. Bases 88 to 1632 code for a protein of 514 amino acids. Gene Ontology annotation, molecular function: protein binding.